AUGAAAAUCCCAUAUGUUGUGUCACUGAAUACGCGGGAGGCCUAUAGCACAUGGCAAACCAUGAAAACCUCCCCCGGGGAGGCUCCGCGAAAAAUUGUAGCUGAAGAUUUCGAAUGGGACGACGACUUUACUCCAGCGCCUCUCACAUUCUUUGCCGCACUUUCGCUUUCUAGAGUAUUUCAUAGAAUAAAUCCGCUGCAGAGAAUAUUGCAAAAGGACGUCGAUAUGCUUAUGGAUUUGUAUCUCGCUGAUAUACCCCUUAAGUAUAGCGUACCGUAUAUUAAGGAUGAACAAUAUUGGAAGCGAUCAUUCUAUUCCAAAUUCCCAUCGCGCAAGGAAAUGGGGGUAACUUUCUGGAAAGGCAAAUUUUUAUCCGCCUGCCUACAAGACUAUUUGGAAAAUGUUAACCCCGACGUCUUUAUUGAAGAAGAUGCAGUUAUAUUAGCAAGAUUGGUUAGUCCAUAUAUUUUUGAGCUGAGCUUGAAUCAAUUGCAAAUGGUUCGACAGCCCACACCCUCUAUACCAUAUGAACAUUUAGUUGAAGACACUUGCGAAUUUAGCGUACCUAAAGUCUACGAUCACAUACCUUUAGAACCAGUUCUCUGUAGACUAUACAAUCUUAAAGAAAUUUCUCUUAUUUUUGGUAUAAACAAUCUAGAGGACAAUUAUUUGACUAGAUAUUUCGAGUUUUCUAUAGCAGAUUGUGAGUCUAUGUGCAGAGGACUUGAAUAUUUAAAUCAUCUAGCCACGUUUCGCAUUAACCGGAGUAAUUUAGACUGUUCCAAAGUAAAAGUAAUAUUACAAAACCUUGUGAAAAAGGAAACAAUCGAAGAAUUAGACUUUAAUCACUGCAAGAUUGGAGAUUAUGGUAUGAAGGCUUUAGGAGGAUUUAUUUACAUACACAAAAACGUGAGGCGAGUAAGAAUAGCUAACAACAGAUUCAAAGAAGCUGGCGUUCAAGGUAUUGCAUACGCUCUACAGAUGAAGCCAGCUGCUCCUAUUGAAUUGAUUGAUUUCAGUUUGAAUCCUAUGUCCUUGGAAUGCGCAACCAUCUUUGCGGCCGCUUUUGUGAGGUGUAAGGAGAAACCUCAGACUCUAAUAGUAAAUUCUUGCGGAUUCCGCGGAAAAUCCGCUGAAAAGAUGGCCGGCUUACUAAGUCUCAACCGUGGUUUGACUAGAUUGGAUAUGGCUGCCAAUAAUUUAUCUGGCGAGGCAGAGGAUACUCUGUUACGUGUUUUGGAAGUAAAUAAAAAGAUUUUGAAAAUCGAUUUGCGUUGUACACACAUUUCUGAUGAGACGCAGGCGAGAGUGAACGAGCUUUUGGAGAGAAAUAAAAAGCUAGUAGGCCAGGAGACAGAGGCGAGUGAUGAAAUUCCACCGCUGUACCUCAAUGAGCCAGAGUAUCUGAUAUGGGAGUAUAAUCCUAAUAAUCCGAAUUACAUACCCGGACGAUAUCCGGAGAGAAUUCCGGAGGUUUAA
Messenger RNA from Danaus chrysippus (African queen), 1479 nucleotides. Lineage: Eukaryota; Metazoa; Arthropoda; Insecta; Lepidoptera; Nymphalidae. The record is from the annotation of a GenBank genome assembly.